Messenger RNA from Pteropus alecto (black flying fox), 3514 nucleotides. It is a transcript of the gene CUNH4orf33, whose product is annotated as chromosome unknown C4orf33 homolog. NCBI's taxonomy places the organism in Eukaryota, Metazoa, Chordata, Mammalia, Chiroptera, Pteropodidae. Bases 170 to 769 code for a protein of 199 amino acids. The record is from RefSeq and is a predicted model, not a curated record. The transcript is spliced from 6 exons.
CACUGGCCAGAGGCGGGGCGGGGGAGAAAGGACGUGGGGUUGUGCGGCUGGGAGCGAAACCCAGACUGGCGUCUUCGGAGUCCACCACAAGGCUGACCCUCUGACCCUCUGACCCUCUGGGGAAUUCCUGAGCAUGGACUUCGUAAUAUCUAGGAGCUAAAGUCUAAAUAUGGAUUUCAAAAUUGAACACACCUGGGAUGGUUUUCCAGUGAAGCAUGAGCCAGUGUUUGUCAGGCUGAAUCCAGGUGACGCAGGAGUGAUGAUGGAAGUUAAUGCUCCAUUUUUCAAUGAUCCUCCAGCCCCACUUGGAGAACCGGGAAAGCCUUUCAAUGAACUGUGGAAUUAUGAAGUUGUGGAAGCAUUUUUCUUGAAUGACAUAACUGAGCAGUAUUUAGAAGUUGAACUUUGCCCCCAUGGACAGCAUUUGGUACUUUUGCUCUCUGGAAGAAGAAAUGUGUGGAAACAAGAACUUGCUUUAUCAUUCAAAGUGUCCAGAAGAGAGACAAAUUGGGAAGGCAGAGCUUAUCUUCCUUGGAGUUAUUUUCCACCAAAUGUGACAAAAUUCAAUUCAUUUGCAAUUCAUGGAUCAAAAGAUGAAAGAAGCUAUGAAGCUCUUUACCCUGUACCUCAGCAUGAAUUGCAACAAGGACAAAAACCUGAUUUCCAUCGUCUGGAAUACUUCAAGCCUUUCAGUUUUAACACACUGCUUGGAGAAGAAUGGGAACAACCAGAAUCAGCCCUGUGGCUAACAGAGAAACCUGAUGUAUAGGAGUGUAGUAGCUGACCAUAUCAAUCAUUUCUUCUCUAUACCUUUUAAGGUAAAUCAUAGGUAUAAUCUCUUUUAAGACACCACAAACACAUUUCAACAAUAAAUAUUUUCAUAAAGGUCAGUGAAAGAAUAAUAUCUCUCUGGCAAGUUUUAUAUAGGUUGUCAAGAAAAUAGAAAGUUUGUAGAUUAUUUUAUCUAUAGAGUUAAAAUGUUUCUGAGUCAUUUGGCCCAGGAACCAUCAUGUCAGUGAGUUCUGCCAUUUGCCUUGCGUCACCACGACCCCAGAUAUCCCUGACUCUGUCAAUCAGAAUCAUCAUUUCUCUUCCCACUUCUGUGUCCUCAGCCAGCCUGCCACUGGAACAUCGUAUUUGUACAUUUUUGAACUUCAUGCGAUAUACAUUAAUUCUUUAUUCAGAAUCUUCUGUUCGUUCUUGAAAUGAGUAGAAAACAGUGACCUAUUUCAGUUGAUUAGGACAUCCACAUCUGUUAGGGCAUCCUUAAGAUACAUGUGUUGUUUAACUAGCUGUUUUUCCUGUCUUAUGACUAUUUUUACCCUAUAUAAGGAAAUGGAAUGAAGUAUCCUGAAUUUAUUUACAAAGAAAUGAUAUUUUCUUAAUAUAGUUAAACAAAGUGUCAAAAUGUCUUCAUUUUAUUUCAUAAACGUUAAACACUCCUGGCCGAGAAUUUUUGAAUUUUCUGUUAUAACAUAUUUCAGAACUUGAAGCCAUCUAGUAGAUCAUCUUGGAACGGCCCCAAACCUGGUCCUUCUCUAGCAUUCUUAACUCAGAUCAGCAGUCUUUCAGAAGAACCUUUAUUACUUGUACAUGCCUAGCUGCCUACCCAACAAUAUAUCUUCUCCUCCUUUACUAACAGAACUGUAAUUUGAGGACCGGGGGGCUCUGCUCAAAAACUACAUUUUCCCAGAUUCCUUUGCAGGUAGAAAUGACCCUAUAAAACAGUUCAUGCCAAUGAGAUAGAAGCAUGCAGUUUUCCGUGGGGUUUCAAGAAAAGAUGCUUUAAAGAUGAAAGACUCAGUUGCCAACCACCUUUUGUCCUUUGGUCCUCCUCUUCCUUUUUCCUGAAUUGCAGAAGGAAUAGGUGAGGUAACACUCUAGCUGCAUCGUGUCAGUAAGAAGCAGUCCUGGGGGUAGCUGAGGAGAAAGACAAAGGAGCCUGGGCCCCAAACAGCAUCAUAAUCUAUCUGGACCACCUACCUACAGACAUCUUUAUACAGGAGAAAAUAAACUGCCUAAUUUGUGAUCGCUGCCCAGAGUGAUCUAUAGAUUCAAUGCAAUCACAGUUAAAAAGCCUAGAAGGCUUUUGCAUAGAAAUUGACAAACUGAUUUAAAUUUUAUGUGGAAAUAAAUAGCCAAAACAAUUUUGAGAAAGAAUAAGUGGGAGGACUUCUACGACCUGACUUUAAAGACAUUACUAAGCUUCAGUAGUGAAGUUAAUAUGACUGUGGCAUAAAUUUAGACAAAUAUAUCAGUGGAACGGAAAAGAGAAACCAGAAAGGGUCAGUUGGUUUUUGACAAAGGUGCCAACGUAUUGAAAAGGAAAAGGAUGAGCUUUUUGAUAAAUGGUGUUAGAAUAACUGGGAAAAACAUGAAAAAAUAAACCUUGCACUCUACCUAGUAUUCUACAGAAAAAUGAACCUAAACGCGACUGGUGAAAUAAAAAAUUCCAGGAGAAAAUCUUCACAAUUUAGAGGGGACCGAUUUCAAACAGGAUAUAAAAAUCACUAACUAAAAGAGGAAAAAAAAAAAGAUAAAUUGAACUUCAUGAAAAUUAAAAGCUGCUACUCAUCAAAAGCCUCCAUUAAGAAUGUGAAAAAACAAGCUACCGGUUGGGAUAAUAUAUUCAAAAUAUACGUAUCUGACAGAGGACUCUUACUCAGAAUAUAUAAGGAACCACAAAUCAGUAAUAAAACAGACUUGGACAGAUACUUCACAGAAUAUAGAAAAAGGCCAAUAAGUAUAUAAAAAGGCUAUCAACCUCACUUAUCUUCAAAGAAAUGUGAAUCAAAACCACAGGAAGAUACCACAAAAUGACUGAAAUGACAAAAUACACACAAUGGCUAACUGGCUAAAAUUGAAAAAACUGACAAUGUGAGCAUUAAGGAGAAGAUGACAUAACUGGAACUUUCAUGCUGUGGGUAGGAAUGUACAAUGGUACCACCACUUUGGAACUAUUUGGCAAUUUCUAGUAAGGUUAAAUACAUACCUUCCCUAUGAUUCAGCAGUUUUAUUUUCAGAUAUAUACUCAAGAGAAAUGAACGUUCAUUGCAGCUUGAUGCAUAACUGCACAAAACUGAACAAAUUUCCAUCCCCAGGAGAAUGGAUUAUAUGACAUAGACAACGGAAUACUACUCCUAGAAAAGAAAUGGCCUAUUGAUACAUGCAACGAACUAGAUAAAUCUCAGAAGCAUUACGCUGAGCAAAAUGAACCAGAUACAACAUACUGUGUAAUAAUUUAUGUGAAGGCCAAUGAUAGACAAAAGUAGGCUGUAGUAAAUCAGGAUGCAGCUGCUCUGCGUAAGGGUGGGGGAUUCAAAUUACCUCGAAAAGGGGCACGGGGGUCUUUUCUGGGGUGGUCAAAUGUUUUGUAUCUUGAUCUGGAUCAUGGUCUAUACCGGCAUACAUUUGUCAACAUUCCUCGAGCUGUAUAUAUUUUAAGAUUUGUGAUUUUGCUAUAUGUAAAAUAUGCCUUAAUAAAAUACUGUUAUAAAAUAAGCUGCAAAUUAAA